Molecule: messenger RNA, 3522 nt
Organism: Diceros bicornis minor
Lineage: Eukaryota; Metazoa; Chordata; Mammalia; Perissodactyla; Rhinocerotidae
Gene: PRPS2
Product: phosphoribosyl pyrophosphate synthetase 2
Exons: 7
Coding region: 46-1002 (318 amino acids)
Biological process (GO): ribonucleoside monophosphate biosynthetic process; purine nucleotide biosynthetic process; 5-phosphoribose 1-diphosphate biosynthetic process
Cellular component (GO): ribose phosphate diphosphokinase complex; cytoplasm
Molecular function (GO): magnesium ion binding; ribose phosphate diphosphokinase activity
Source: RefSeq, a predicted model, not a curated record
CCAGCCGCAGCCGCUCGUGCCGCCGCCGCCGCCUCGCGCCCAGCCAUGCCGAACAUCGUGCUCUUCAGCGGCAGCUCGCACCAGGACCUGUCCCAGCGCGUGGCCGACCGGCUGGGCCUGGAGCUGGGCAAGGUGGUCACCAAGAAGUUCAGCAACCAGGAGACCAGUGUGGAGAUUGGCGAAAGCGUGAGAGGGGAAGAUGUCUAUAUCAUCCAGAGUGGCUGCGGAGAAAUCAACGACAACCUGAUGGAGCUCCUCAUCAUGAUCAACGCCUGCAAGAUCGCCUCCUCGUCCAGGGUGACCGCAGUCAUCCCGUGCUUCCCAUACGCCCGACAAGAUAAAAAGGACAAGAGUCGUGCUCCGAUUUCUGCAAAACUUGUGGCCAACAUGCUCUCAGUGGCUGGGGCGGAUCACAUCAUCACCAUGGACCUGCAUGCCUCCCAGAUCCAGGGGUUCUUUGACAUUCCCGUGGAUAAUUUGUACGCGGAGCCUGCAGUUCUGCAGUGGAUCCGAGAGCACAUCGCCGAGUGGAAGAACUGUAUCAUUGUUUCACCUGACGCAGGUGGAGCCAAGAGGGUCACAUCAAUUGCAGACAGGUUGAAUGUGGAAUUUGCCUUGAUUCACAAAGAGAGGAAGAAAGCGAAUGAAGUGGACCGGAUGGUUCUGGUGGGCGAUGUGAAGGACCGCGUGGCUAUCCUUGUGGAUGACAUGGCUGACACAUGUGGCACGAUCUGCCACGCUGCGGACAAGUUACUCUCAGCUGGAGCCACCAAAGUUUAUGCUAUCCUUACCCAUGGAAUCUUCUCUGGGCCAGCUAUUUCCAGAAUAAAUAAUGCCGCCUUUGAGGCUGUUGUUGUCACUAACACAAUUCCGCAAGAGGACAAAAUGAAACACUGCUCCAAGAUUCAGGUGAUUGACAUUUCGAUGAUCUUGGCCGAGGCGAUCCGAAGGACACACAACGGUGAAUCUGUGUCUUACCUGUUCAGCCACGUCCCGCUGUAAAUGCAGGAUGUGAAGUGUAGAGCAAGCCUGCUCUGGCUUCUAUUUGUCUGAUUUUUUUAGCUUUAGGACUCAGCAAUUAUAGGGUAAUGCAAAAGCAUCAGAGCUUUGUGUACUCCAAGAUCUGUUGUCCCCCUUCUAAAGCUCAAGACCAUUUAUUUCCAGUUUUGGGGGGAGAGCGGUGGUUAUUUGAUCUUUAAGUGAACUGUCUUAAAUGAGAAAUGUUUUUGUCAUCUUGACUUGUUCUGAUAGGUGACCUUUUUCUUUGUUUUGUCAGUACUUUGAGGCCACAACUUUCAAGUAUGUAAUUCCAUUGUGGAAGUUCAUAGUUUAUAUAUUUCUGGUUGCCAAAGGUGACUUUAGAUUAAAGCCUUCUGUGUAAAUAUAUAAUGAUAAUGCCUAUGGACAUUUGGGUAAAACCCUGUAUAGAAUGAGCCUUUUACUUCUGAGUGAACCUUAGAAAAUUUAUAAUACCCUGAAUUUUGAAUAUUUUUUUUUCUAGUAACCAGGUUUCAAAUAAACCAUUUUGGUUAUUGUGCUUAAUUUGGACCAAAUUUUAUGUAGGAUAAGAUGCCACUGACACGUUUAUUUUUUGGUAAACAUUAGACAUCUCAGAGGCCAUGUAGCUCAGUAUUUUUUUUUUUUGCCACUUUUGAAAAACAAGUUACAACUAUCACUUACCUGAAAUGUCGUGUCCUAAAAUUCCAAAAUUAUGUUCAGCCACAGAUAUGAUUUAGAAACUGUUUUGAGAUAGAGUCUCCAAGCUCACUGUCACAUUCAUGUUCUCCUCUGCCCAUCCCGAAUGGACUGUUCUUUGAGCCUCACCUCGUGUCCUGCCAUCUUGUUCUUUUAUGCCCUGGUUUUAGCUCUAGCAUUUACUUGGCCUUUUUCCCAAUAAUUUCAUGUUGUGGAUUUCCACCAAAACAAAGAUCCCCCUCUAAGUCCCCUCAGAUUUACUGGUCUAGUCAUUGUUUUGCUUUUGACGUAAUAAAAAGGUAAAUUUUUUAAGUGCCGCCAAGUGUGAAUUUAAAUAUUUUAUCUUUAGUUUUGAUUUAAUGUUCUUUUGCCUUUUGUAAUUAGAAGUAGUAAGUCUCCUGGGCGACUGAUUAUUUUAACUAAAGCUGUUAACGUGAAAAGUCUGAGUAAGAAAGGCCUACGAAAAAAGUACAAAUAAGCACACAUUAGUUGCUCCCUUGGGAUAGUGUUCAAAUGGUGACCCAGGAGUGAUCGUGGAGGGGACGAUUGCUUUAUCCAUAAGAUGACCUUGACGAUAUCUUCCUAAGUGAGGGGCCUCCCUGCCUCUGUGGCAGAAGGCAAGCAUUGACUCUCUGUGGAUCUUAUUAUAUGCACGUUGGUGGAUAACCAACUGAAAUCUUCAGUCCCAAAAGAAAAGAAUUUGCCUACAGAGACAAAGCCUAGGAAUGAUAAACAAUCUCCCUUCUACUGACUAUUAAAACUUGAAUAAAAUACAUUCUCUGAUCCAAAUUCUGCAGGUGGGAAAAUCCAAUCUAUUUAUUCAUUAACAGACUUGAACAGAAAUCUUUAAAGUUUCAAACUUCAUUACAGCAGAGGUUGAAUCGAAGUUAAAAAGUAUCAUUUUAGUCAUUGCAGAAACUAGCAUUUUGUUGUGCCUUAAAAUGGCUUUUGAGAAAAAAUGAUAUUGUAGCCUAGUAGAGUCAGCUAUGCAACGCAGAUUGACUCUAUCUAGAAAGAGGUGACUUGAUAUAUGUAAAGAGCCUGUUUAGAUGCUAUGUAAUUUUUAGUUUUGAUAAAUGAGUGAUAUCUGUAUUUCUUGGAGUUUCUGUGCAUAGAGACAUGAAAAUGUAGUUAUAAACAUGCAUAGGUAGACCGCUCAGCAUACAGGUAUAGACAUGUUGACAUGACUAAAACCAGUUGAUUUCAAGGUAAUUAUUUCAUCUAACAUUUAGAGUCUAAGAUAUAGAAGUAGUUUUAAAAUAAUGGUCUUCAGAUAAAAAUCUAUAUUGUCCUUCUCUGAAUUAAGAACUGAUUGUUUCUAUCAUUAUUUAGCCCCACUUUUGUAUUUUAAAGUACUUCUAAUACGUUUAUCAACUAAUUAAACUAGACUUAGCCAUACACAGUGGCACUGUAGACCUUAACUCUUUGAUGGUUUCAGUUCGACAAAGAUGCUGAAGAUGGGCUUGAAAGCAACUUAAUCCCAGAACCUGUGCAUCCUUUGCUGCUUGUCUGGAAAUAUUUAAGUGAAACCGCCAAAUACAUCGGUCUCGUCUGACUCUGCUGAAUGGGGGUACUUGGUGUGUAUCCAGACGAAAGUGGGAGCCAGAGAAAUACGAAUAUACCAAAGUUGCUCAGCCUCCAACUUAAAUUAUAUUAACUAACUUAUAGAUAUUCAUAUUGUAACUUUCCUUUGUUAGACAUGAUGUCAACCAGAUUCAAGAAUGUAUCAUUUGCAGUGCUUGUAUUGGUUUAGAAUAUAGGAUUUUAAGAUCUUCUGACACUGUACUAAAACAUUUCAAUAAAAUCAUGCUACUUCUUUCUUUCAUA